UAACGGCUAGGCGGUAACUAUGAUAAGUGAAAGAAAAAUUUCAGCGUCAACUCGAGUGAGAUUAAGAAAUUUCUGCUAAUUUUGACUAUUGAAGUUGUUUACAAGUCAUCAAAAUGAACGACUGUCCUGUAGGAGUAUUAGUUGAGUUCAACACAACUGAUACUGACCUGUCAUCUCCUUCUACAUUUGAGACCUCUCUAACCAAAGAAUCUCCAGCUAAAGACAGUAAAUGCAUGAUGGGAAAUAGGAGAAACACUGAUGAUGUUACCUUCUUUGGCCUGCAAGGAAGAAAGAUAACGUCAGAACUUAGUAUGAAUGGAGUAAUUAACAGGUCACCCUUGUGUGAAAAACUUCUAGACAUUACAGAAAAUGAAUCAGAUAAAGAAAGAGAAACGUAUCAAAUUCAUGGUAAACAAAAUUAUACUUUGGAAGCUGAGUGUAAAAAACAAAGUCGAAGUAGUGAGUCGUCACACUUGUGUUGCUCUGAUGAAAAUGGUUUGCAGAAAGGUGCUGCGCACUGUUAUCAGACGAAAACUUUUCAAAAUUGUUUGCCCAAUAAAACUAAAGCCGUUCAUGGAAGCUCCUCGAGUUCUAGCAAAUCCAACCUUACUGCUGUAAAGAGUGGUUCGUGGAGUCCCUCUAUGAUUGGUAGAGAGGAAGAGCUUCUGGAGAAUGAAACUUUUGACUUUGAUAUUUCUAUUACGCCACCUGGUUCACUUGGAAUUGGCGAAGAUGAUGUUUUCCAGGUGUUGAAUGAGCAGACAAAUGAGAAGAAAGUUUCAAAGAAAGAUGAAAUUGUCUUUAAAGAAUCAGAUGCAGGCAAGAGCCUAUCGUACAUAGAUAUUUCAUGUUCCCUUUCACUGGAGGAAGCUGUUAAAGUAAGAAACGAGGCAUCGAAUUUAGUUCAUCGUUUGUCUCUAAAAGAAAAUAGAACAGAUGAAAAGAACACAAACAAUAGUGGCACUGAUUUUUCACCAGGCUUCGUAAAUCUGCAAAAGAAGGAGGAGUUGAUAACUUCGGGUAAAAGUACUGGAACUUAUCGAAGAAGAAGAUCUCGAUCAAUUGCUUCACAAACAAAUGAUGCAGCCUCAAAGGACGAUGAUUUACCUAACACGAGAAACGAAUUAGAAGGUGCAUACUCUAGAAAAGUUUUUACCCAUAUUGAAUCAAUAGAAGACAAACAAAAGUAUUUAGGUCGAGCUAACCAGACUAAGAAACCACAAGGAAAGGGUAGGGCUGCCAACAGAAGAGGAAACAUUAAUCUUAGAUCAAGACCUUCAACUGCAAAAAGUGUCCAAGAUAAAUAUGAAACUAGAGAGAGAAUGGCUUCAAACCAGGUUGACAAGGAUUCUGAAGUAGCAAAAAAAAGCAUAUCCGUGCCCUUAGGCGAGCAUAUUAAUACCUCCACCACGACAUCAGCAAAGACGAAUCUCAAACCUAAAAUUCCCUUCGUAAAGAGCAGUACUCCAAUCUGUAGAGCAGCUAAUACCAGUGCUAAUUUGUCCAAUAGAAAGAUUGCAUCUGGACAGAUGUCUUCAGAAAAAAGCAAAACUGAAACAUCAUUGAGCAACUCGCAAGGAUCAAAGGAGUCUGUUUCUUAUUCCAAGUCGAGAAAUGCAACAACAUCCGGAUUAAAAACCCCCAAUUCACUGUCAAGAUAUCAUAGCAGUUCUGGGUCUUCAGCGUCAUCCCUGUCCAGUUCUUCAUUUCUUCCUCGUAAGUCGAGACUGCCGAGAGCAUUAUGUUCAGACGAAAACUUAUCGAGAGACCAACUCCCCGUGAAACCUCAACUUGGCCAAACAACUAGCAAGGCCAGAGGUGGAAGACCUGAUCUGAAACAACCAAUCACCGCCGAGAUAUCAGAGACUAAACUUCACGGAUCAAAAGCCUCGGGAACAUUGAAACGUGCUCCUUUGAAAGCCAUAGUACCCAUAUCACAGAUGAUUAGGCCAGGAGGUCAGAGAAUUAAUAAAAUAAGAAACACCAGUAAUCCCAAUCAAAAAGCUGAUAGUUCUUACAAAACCGUAACAAGUGUGCAUCGAACAAGUAGCUUUCCUGGUUUUGGCAUUCUUACUCCAUCUUCGAAGAUCCUUGACAUAUCUUUGUCUUCCCCUGCUCUGACUUCAACUCCAAGUAAAUCAAAGCUGACUUCACAUUCUUCCAGUCCGUUAACUUCUCGGACCAAUAAAAAAGGGAAAGUUACUGGACUUCCAGUGUCUUCUCAACUGCAGUGUUCUAAACCAGUCAUCAUUUAAUGUAGAAUAAAUUAUUUAAUGAAGUCAAAGUAUAUACAAGUAUCACUUUAUUUCUAUAUUAUUAAUACUAUCUACGUGUAAAUUUUAGAAUAAAUAGCUAGUAUAUGAAUGGUUCAGAACAUUCUGUUCAUAUGAAUACUGUAUUAUUUACUUGUAAUGUUGCUCCUCAAU
Limulus polyphemus (Atlantic horseshoe crab) is the source of this 2426-nucleotide messenger RNA. RefSeq lists its product as uncharacterized. The record is from RefSeq and is a predicted model, not a curated record. The coding region runs from base 114 to 2255 and encodes 713 amino acids. Lineage: Eukaryota; Metazoa; Arthropoda; Merostomata; Xiphosura; Limulidae. The transcript is spliced from 10 exons.